GCGCGUGUUAGUUGUAUUUCUGAUCUACUAUUGAAAUAACAAACUACUUAUUUAGUUAUAAUCUAGGAUUUUAGGGCAGUUAACGACAGAAACUCGACGGUACCAAGUACUCUAAGUUCGGAACAAUAUUUACACAGGAAUAAUUUCAAAGAAAUCUGUGUGGUUUCAUUUCCUUAGACCUCGUGACAUUUAAGUUUUGUUAUUAAUUUCGGUUCUAACAAAAGAGGCGCUUUCGUAAUUUGAAAAGUUCGCCGUGGCGCGUUGGUGUGCUUGCGUGUGUGGGUGUCAAUGUGCGAGUGUGUGUCACAAUGUCGGUGCAAAGGGGUGGAGUCGGGACCUUUCGGUACUGUUUCUAUUAUUGUGCUACCACAGACUUUGAGAUAUAUGACCUGGAAACUGAGGACUCUGCAAAGAAUACUGGUAAUGGCGUGAACGUUGAAGGCUCGACCCACAGACAGGUGGUGGACCUCAUCAAGUCUGGUGGCGAUUGUCUCACACUUACUGUCAUCUCUGUUACACAAAGAGAAGCCGAACGACUAGAGCCAUGCGACGACGGAUCAGCGCCCGUAGGCGUCAUAGGUGGCGCUGCGAACUCCCGCGCGACCGUCUACCAACGUUACGAUUACACGGACAAACGAUCCCUACCCGUCUCGAUCCCAGACUACAGGCUUGUCAUGGAGAGGAACACGGGCCGGUCCUAUGUAGCCUUUAACGUCCAUAUGGCUGGACGACAUCUGUGCAGCAGAAGGUACAGGGAAUUUGCCGCGUUGCAUCAUACGCUUAGAAAGGAAUUCUUAGGUUUCAAUUUUCCAAAGCUGCCCGGCAAAUGGCCAUUCACAUUGAGCGAACAACAGUUGGACGCUAGAAGGAGAGGUCUUGAACAGUAUUUAGAAAAGGUAUGCGCAGUCCGAGUGAUAGCAGAAUCAGACGCUGUCCAGGAAUUCCUCACAGACUCGGACGAUUCCUCAAACCCAACACCAGUAGACCUGAAAGUCCUUCUCCCUGACAAAGAAGUGGUCACCGUCAGCGUCCUCAAGUCUACCAACGCUGACGAUGUAUACAGAGCGGUUUGCGAGAAGAUCGGCCUGUCCAAAUCGGUGCAAAAGUAUUUUUAUCUGUUCGAAAUUGUCGAAUAUAAUUUCGAGCGUAAACUACAACCGAAUGAGUGUCCGCAUUCCCUAUACAUUCAGAACUAUUCGACGGCGUCCAGCAGUUGUCUGUCGAUACGCAAGUGGUUGUUCAACCCUCGCACCGAGAUAUCUGUUGUGGCUGAAGAUGCUACUGCUGCCGCUUUCAUAUUCUGGCAGGCCGUAGAAGACGUGAACCGCUGCGUAUGUGUAGCAGGAGCGCGGUUAUACCAACUUAAGGCGCUACAAGACGUGCGACGAGCGCCCGAUUAUCUAGCACUCGCUCGAGCACUGCCUGGUUACGGCCACGUGGCGUUCCCGCCCGCAAGGACCGAUUGCCGUGCCACCCCCGCUCUCGCCAUCACUGUCGGUUGGUCAGGGCUGAAGCUGUCGAGCUGGUGUGAAGGCGACGCGAGUGGCGCCGGCGCUAGCGUGGAAGUGAGCUGGCGCUCGGUGGUGUCGUGGAGCGCGGACGACGACGCGGCCGCCGCCAGGCUCACGUACUCGCGCCACGACACCCACACGCGCACACUCGCGCUCUACACGCCAUACUACCAAUUCCUGUGCAACUGCAUGGACAGAAUAGCUGAAGAGGCGAACUGGGUGGACACCGGCGAAUAAGUAACGUCACAUCCUCUCCCACCACUUAGGAAGUAAGCCACGGAAACGGUAUUAUGCCACCUCAACGCUGAACUAUUUAGUAGGAAAAUAAUUUCAUCACUGGCAACACGGCCUCAGGUGUUGCCACUAAAUAAGAUUCCUACCAAAAUGUCAGCGCGGGAGUAUUAGUUCGUUAUUCUUAUUCUAUAAUAUAAUGUUAAAUAUUAAUUAUUUAUCGUAAAUCUUUUACCUAACUCCUAAUUAUAAAGUUAUCCUCAUCAAAUCUCUAUUUCUCUAUAAGAUGUCACUAAUAGUUAAGAAUAUUUCAAGGUCUACAUAAACUUAAUCUGUUAUUUAAAAUUGAUUGGUCAACUAUCACUAUUUAGUGUCAUCUUGUAUUAGAAACUAUAUAUAAUGAAUAAUAUAAUAGACCUAGGUAGCUACAUCUAUUCCCGAAUUGGACGCAAUAUUGAAACUUUAAGUGUAGAAUUAUACUAGUAUCCUGUAAGCUAUGCUUACGGUUCAUUUGUAGUGUAAUAAUUAUUACUACAUUUACAUACUUUUUGUAGAGUUUUGUGAGAUACAAUGAACUUUGAUUGAAUAUUGGAUCCCUAGGAUCACGUAAUCCUAUUUGCUUGUCAUUUUUGCUAAAAAUAUAGGUCGGAUUUAAAGUACACACAAUUUGUUGCCAUUGAACCAAACAAGUAUUCUACUUUAGAAGACUGUAAUUUUUGUUUUUGAGCUGUAAGAGCACUUUUACAUGCGGUUCUCGGUUUUUCUAACAUUUUGUAUGUCAAAAAAUCAAUUGCGCUGUUUUGACUUUGAACCUUUUUCUGACGGGGGAAAUUAUAACUAAUGUUUCGAUAGUUUCAUUGUAUCUCACAAAACUCACUAGUUCCCACUGUUUUCUACACUUAAAAGUCUCUCUUUGUCUAAGUUAGGUUUUUUGUACUUACAUAAUUUUUAUUACGGUUUUAUUUCUACUUUAGAUCUGCUUCACUUAUUUUACAUAAUGUAAACUAUUUAAUUACUUAGUUUUUGUUAUAAUUUGGAAAUGAGUCGUAAACGUUAUUCCCAAACAUUAGAAUAAAUAUUUUAGUAACAAAUCCGUUAGUUCUUUAUCGAAUAAACUUAUGAAUCGAUUUCAAAGAAUCAAUCAAUUAAUUAAAAAUAAAUCAUAAUUUAGAAA
This is a messenger RNA of Helicoverpa zea (corn earworm), 2916 nucleotides long. It is a transcript of the gene Snx27, whose product is annotated as sorting nexin-27. Bases 309 to 1748 code for a protein of 479 amino acids. Gene Ontology annotation, cellular component: early endosome. The record is from RefSeq and is a predicted model, not a curated record. Gene Ontology annotation, biological process: signal transduction; intracellular protein transport. Lineage: Eukaryota; Metazoa; Arthropoda; Insecta; Lepidoptera; Noctuidae. Gene Ontology annotation, molecular function: protein binding; phosphatidylinositol-3-phosphate binding. The transcript is spliced from 9 exons.